UGAACAGACCAUUAUGGCAGCUGAAGUACCGAUUGUGUCGGUCAAACCGGAGACUAGGCCAUGGACCUGUCGAGUGACAGUCAUUGAAAAACAGAAUGUGCGAACCGCAAAGGCCUCGGCCAUGAGAUUUAUGCCUAUGAUACUCAGAGAUUCUGCUGGGAACAGAGUACAGGCGACUGCAUUCCAAGGUGACAUUCAAGGAAUAGAUCAACGGCUUGCAUUGUACUCGACCUACCUUGUCUCAAACGCCUUCGUGAAGCCGAUAACUGACAUGCGCUUCUUGGUUGAUGUGGAAUACCCAUAUGUGUGGUCGUUUACACGCCGCACUUUCAUCCAGGAUGUUGCCGCAGAGACGGGGCAAAACUUCCGCCAACUGGCUGAGGCAGACACCACCCCGUUCAGUGACAUAUAUGAUUCUUAUUUGCGUGAAACUCGUAUCAAUGUUAUGGCUGCAAUUGUAAAGAAAUUGCCAUGCACCUUUGUCUUCUCCAAUGACACUCAAAAACCAGCAUGGGAUGUCGUCCUUAUUGAUUCACAGUGCAUCCCAAUCCCAUUCACUAUGUGGGAGGAAUUCGUCACCCGUCAUGGUCGCGAGAUAGAAAAGUGUCUUCACGCAGGUGAUUUCCCCCUUGUGCUCAUCAACAGGGCUGCCAUCAACCUUUUCCAAGGUUUGACUCUUGCAACUCGUUUUGACUCCCACGUUGAACUCAAUCCUGAUGGAGAACGCGCAUUGCAACUUAAAAAAUGGUCUCAGAGAAGCCAAGAAUGUCCUAUUUGUUCAAGGAAAGUUGUACUAGAAGAGCCUGCAAGCCAAGAUCUGUUGGUUGUAAUGGAGAGUGAAAAUAAUGCCAGGUCAAGGUACAGUUUGCACUAUGCCCCUGAAAUUCAUGAAAGUGGCAGUAUGGAUUAUGCGGAUGGUUCUGAUUUUGAAGAGAGGAUAAUGCGACGUUUUGCUGCACUUACCAGCAAAGCUCGAUCCAUUAGUAGAAUGAUAAGAAUGACGUCUUCAGGGGUGGUUCUUCCUUCUGCACCCACUGAAGCUGGUUCUCAUCUGCAUCACAUAACAGACUACCCAGAAGAGUCUCAAGGAAGAGUUCAUGAAUUUCUUGGGAGUGGUCUACCUCCUUCUAGAACAACAUCUGGCCAAACCACAUCAUUGUCAACCUUUUCAUCUUUAUCAAAUGUAGCCCCUGCUCCUGCAACAGGUGGAGAUGAUUCAACUAAUCAAUGUGAGUCUCCUGAGAGUCCUCAAAGGUCAAGUUCAUCUGACUUGCUUACAUUCUCAGAGUCCAUAAAAUAUAAACUCUCUGCUGCUUCAUCCA
Cuscuta epithymum is the source of this 1322-nucleotide messenger RNA. The record is from the annotation of a GenBank genome assembly. Lineage: Eukaryota; Viridiplantae; Streptophyta; Magnoliopsida; Solanales; Convolvulaceae.